UGAAAUUUAGCUUCUCUUCCAUGAAUUUUCUUUCGCCGCCGGCCCCACAAAAAAUCGUGGGUCCUCGUCGUCGAGAUAAAAAAAAGGACAGAGAGAAAAGAAAAAGAAGGUUCUUCUGCCAUGGAUGGCUACACUAAAAUUCACAGCUCCAACAAAAAUGGCAGUCGUCUUCUUCUUCAACGCAAAAAUCCAAAUCCAAAUCGGCAGCUGCUUCUGAAAACUAAAAGCUUCUCCCACUCAUUCCGCCAUUAAAGCACCUGAACCCACCGGAGCCAUGAACGGCGAGCUGCAGAAUUCCGAGAUCCAUCCCGCCGCCGAACCCACAACCAGAAUCUUCAAAUGGGUUUCGGAAACCGUCGACAGAUCCGCCGUGCACGGCGUCGAAAACGAACUCCUAGUUCUGCAGAAAAUGCUGGGGAAAAGACACGGCGGCAACGGCUUCAAGGCCAUCGGAAUCGUCGGAGUCGGAGGGAUUGGGAAAUCGACGAUUUCCAAAGCGCUUCUCCAAAUCCCAGAAGUGCAAUCAAAAUUUCUCCCAAGGAUUUGGGUUUCCAUGUCGAAAAAUUCCACCGGAGAUCCCAAAAUCGCUCUGUUGAACAGAAUCCUAAUUUCUCUCGGCGAGAACUCAAAUUUUCUCGCCGGCMAAACACUCGCCGGCCUCCUCCACGCCCUCCGCCUGCAGCUGAGGGGAAAACGCUAUCUGAUUGUGCUGGACGACACAAAAGAACAGCAAACUGAAGAACAGCAAAAAUGGUAUUCAGAUCUGAAUUCUUGUUCCGAGGAAAUUGGGGAGAAAUUGAGAGAUGGGUUUCCGAAAGGGGAUGGAGGGGCUGUGAUCGUGACGAGCAGGAGCCACAGGACGGCAAAAUUGAUGGUGGGGGAGCAAAAUCUUCGCUGUUUGAAUGCCCAGAAAGACCCAGAAAGUUUCUGGGAAAUUUUCUGGCAAGAAGUCGGGAAAAAUGGAGGCUCCAUCCAAAAUCCUUCGAAUCUGAAGCAACUGAAAGUGGAAUUGUUAAAGAAAUGUGGUGGCCUCCCAUUGACUGCCAAGAUGAUGGGGCAGAUUAAGCUCCAGCAAGAAAAUUAGAAAUUAAAAAGUUUGAUUUUUUUUUCYUUUUUUAUCAUAUUGCAAUAAUUGUAUGGGUUUCUAUAUUUUGGGAAGUUUUGAGGAUGAAAUUCUUGGCAUUAGAAAAAUAGAAGGUGAUGAUUGAUAUAAAAUUAGUUAUAUUAUACCUUAUAAGUGGGUCUUUUUGAGUUGGGUUUAUUAAAUAAAUUUCGAACUAAA
Messenger RNA from Momordica charantia (bitter melon), 1282 nucleotides. Its product is annotated as putative disease resistance protein At4g19060. Gene Ontology annotation, molecular function: ADP binding. Lineage: Eukaryota; Viridiplantae; Streptophyta; Magnoliopsida; Cucurbitales; Cucurbitaceae. The record is from RefSeq and is a predicted model, not a curated record.